Cryptomeria japonica (Japanese cedar) is the source of this 3851-nucleotide messenger RNA. RefSeq lists its product as uncharacterized. NCBI's taxonomy places the organism in Eukaryota, Viridiplantae, Streptophyta, Pinopsida, Cupressales, Cupressaceae. The coding region runs from base 79 to 3531 and encodes 1150 amino acids. Gene Ontology annotation, biological process: mitotic chromosome condensation. The transcript has 14 exons. Gene Ontology annotation, cellular component: condensin complex; condensed chromosome. The record is from RefSeq and is a predicted model, not a curated record.
CAAACAAAAAGCAAAGCUAAAAAAACAGGACUUAAUUUUUAGCUGGCGCAACACGGGGAUCGCAGGUUCGAAUCCAAGAUGGGUAAAAUGGAAGAGAAGAAUAACAGCAGACAACAACAUCAGAGAAAAAGAAUGGACGACUUUCCUGCCUGCAUCGGGAAGGUUUUGAACGAGUGUCAGCAAUCAUACGCCUUACAUCCGCGGAGGAUAAAAGAGCUGGUGGCAAUCAGAAGGGAAAACGGGGAGGAAUUUACGAAGGAGUGGUGGAAGACAUUGAGGCCUCUUUUUCUUGUCAUGAAGAGGGAACCGGCCGUGGAGAGGAUCGCUAGAUUUGUCGCAGCUUUUGCGGCCUACAGAGAUGAAAAGCAUGGGGACGAGUGCGAUGCAUUUUUGGAAGAGUUCUUCGGGAUUUUGCUCUAUUCGGCGGAUGCCUCUCACAAAGCCGUACGGUUCAGAUCGUGCCAGAUUCUGUCCGAGGUGAUUAUGCGGUUACCAGAUAAUGCAGAAGUGAGCAAUGAAGUUUGGGAUGAGGUCAUCGACUGCAUGCAAAGAAGAAUGCAGGACAAGGUUCCCAUUGUCAGAGUUUAUGCUAUUCGUGCCCUGGCCCGCUUUGCAAAUGAUGUUGAUAAUGCAAACAUUGUCAAUCUUUACAAGGAAGCUUUAUCUUCUGAACAAAAUGCUGAGGUACGCAAAAUGCUAGUGUUGUCGCUGCCUCCUUCAAAUGAUACAGCAUUGGAUAUUAUAGAACGGACACUUGAUGUGAAUGACUCCGUGCGAAAGGCUGCUUAUCGAGUUUUGGCAAAUAAGUUUCCACUUCAGAGCCUCAGUAUCAAGCUUCGCACUACGAUUCUUCGAAGAGGAUUGGCAGACAGAGUACCAGCUGUGACAGCAGAAUGUGUAAAAAUGAUGAAAGAUGCAUGGCUUUUAAAAUGCUGUGAAGGUGAUCCUAUUGCUCUUCUUAGAUAUCUUGAUGUGGAGACAAAUGAAUUAGUAGGAGAAGCAGUGAUGCAAGAACUUUUGAAAGCUGGAAUGAUCCACAUUAAGGAAGGUCAGAGCCUGAGACAGUUUUUGGUUUCAGAGAAUGAAGCAAAUGAAGAUUCUGGCCUUCAAAGAGUGAAAUUAAUGGAUGCAGAAACAUCUUUCUUUUGGAGAAUGUUAUGUAGCCACCUGCAAUCGGAAGCACAGGUGAAAGGUAGUGAUGCGGCGUUAACACAGGGAGCAGAAGCUGUUGUGUAUGCAGCAGCAGCUGCAGAUACAAAUGAACUUCUAGAUAGGGUUCUUCCUGAAACAGUUACUGAGUAUGUUGAGUUGGUGGAAGCACAUCUCCUUGCAGGACCAAACUACCGCUUUGCAUCACGACAGUUAUUAUUACUGGGUUUAAUGCUGGAUUUUUCUGAUGCUGCCAGUCGUAAGGUUGCAAGUUCUUUUUUGCAAAAACUCUUACACAAGCCAAUUGAACAUGUCAUUGAUGAAGAUGAUGGCAAAGAUGUGGUCAUUGGUGACGGUAUAAAUCUUGGCGGAGACAAAGAAUGGGCCAGAGCAGUCAGUGAACUUGCUAAGAAAGUACAUGCAUCUUCAGGUGAAUUUGAAGAUGUACUUGCAACUGUUGUUGCAGAGUUAGGAAGGCCAUGUAGAGAGGGGGGUGCAGAUUUCUUGCAGUGGAUGCAUUGUCUUGCCGUGACAGGACUUGUUUUGGAGAGUGUCAAAUCCCUACGGGCGCUUCAAGGGAAGGCUAUUGAAGCUUCUGAGAUACUACAUGGUUUGCUGUUGCCAGCGGCUAAAUACAUCAAUGUAGAAGUACGCAGGGCUGCUGUAAGAUGUCUGGGAGUGUAUGGUAUACGUGAGAAGAAACCAGGUGAACAAGUAGUAAGGCAGUUGCGAUUGUCAUUCUGCAAUGGUCCUUCGCCUGUUCGGGUAAUGGCUGCCAAGGCAUUGUUUGAUCUUUGUAUGUGGCACAGUCCGACUGUUGUAGAUAUUGCCAUAGGCAUUGGGCCAGGGUUGGGUUGUGUCUCACAGCCACAUGGUGUUGAAACUGAUGGUGCAGGAGAAGUCAUAGAUGAUGGAGAUAGUGGUUUAAUUAUACUAAAUCUUUUAUUAUCUGGACUGGAUAGAGAUGAUUGGGAUGAACAUGGAGACUUGGGUGAUAUAGAAACGACUUAUGGUAUUCUUGCAGAGGGAUUUGCAAAGUUUCUACUCCAGAGCAAAAUGUAUCCGGACCUCUCAUCCAUGCAACCCACAAUUUUGACCAAACUGAUAUGCAUGUACUUCAGUGAGGACACUAAGGAGUUACACAGGUUGAGACAGUGCUUGUCUGUAUUCUUUGAUCAGUAUCCCGCUCUAGCAGCUGAACAUAAGAAAUGCAUUUCAAAAGCUUUCAUUCCUGUCAUGCGUUCAGUCUGGCCAGGAGUCUACGGCAAUCCAAGUGGAAGUAACAUUGUGGUUUCAAGCCAAAGGAAACACGCGACACAAAUAUCUCGAUUUAUGCUACAAUUAUUGCAGAUACCUCUUUAUAAUUCACAGGCUGAUUCUGCUGGAAUAGAAUCUGGUCAAAAUUCUGUACAAGAUGAUGGGCAAGAAAUACCUAAAUCAAAGCAGCCUGAAGCUGAUGUUGAUGAGGGCUUGGAAGAAUUGGCUAUUCGCAUUGGAGUAGAGGUAGCAAGUUUUCCUUCGAAAAAAACUGCUGCUGGUAAAUCCUAUAUUGGAGCCUUAUGUAGAGUUGCUGUUCUACUUAAUUUUCGUUCAUCACAGCAGGAAGCAAUCAAGUGCAUGAGAAAGCUUCUUAAUCACAUGGCAGAAUCUGUCACAGCAGACAAACAAUUGGUGAAAGAACUUGAAGGAAUGAUUGCACGCUUGAAGGCUCAAGAUGCAAAUCCAGUUGAAGUGCUAUCAGAUGAGCAAAUAAAAUUUUUGCUUGGUAACCUUGGACUAGAUAAUGGCAUUGACAUUGAAACCAUCGUAGAAGAUUCAGUUUCCACACCCGUACCAAAAAAGACAACAAACAGAAGGCGGGCAAGGCGUGUAGAAACACCAGAAAGCAUUUCUCCUGUGAAAUUGGAUCCAGUUACUCCUUGCACAACACGUUUACAGAGGUCUAGCAAAACAGCUGCACUUGGAAGGAUGAAGUGCCAGACAGCAAUAGAUAUCGAUAACGAUGAAGAAAUUGAUGAAGAUGAACUAAAAUUCAUUUCUAAGACCUCAUCAGAUGAAGAUCAGGAUUCCACUGAUACUGAUUAUGUAGCUGAGGGGGAUGAUAUUGAAGGAACUGCAAAAAUGCGGUCGACACAAGCUGUGAAUCCUUCAGAUGAUGAAAUGCAAAAUGAAAAUGGUGAUUGCAAGGCGGCGAAGGAUGUGACUUGUGAGGGAAAAGAUUUUAGUUCGGAAGAGAAUUCAUCUCUUUUGCGAACUUCGAAAAGGCCUACCAGAUCGGGUUUAGUAGCGUACAAGGAAGACAGUGACUAUGAGGCGUUUAAAAAGACUCCUCAGAAAUCAACAAGAAAAAAGCCAAUGAAAUCAGCAAGAAAAGCAAUCUGAAAUUCCUCAAUGGUAUUCUUUUCUCUUGAUUUUGAAGAUAAAAGAUGACAUUUACUUGCUCCAUUCUGAAUACCAUCUGCAGGCUUCCAGAGAAAGGUUGCAAAAGGAAUGUUGCUUCCAGAGAAAUGUUGGAAAAUGAAUGUUGUAUUAUCUUGUGAGAAUCAAUAUAUUUGUUGAUUCAUCUCCCUAGUUUCCACUUGAAUAUUAUGAGGCUUGUAUUUGUUAUUUGUUAUAUUGAAAGUUGGACGUCAUGUCCAUUCUUACAACUGUAUAAACUAAGAACUAAACACAUUGAAUGAAUUAUUAAUUUAUUCCUGUCC